GGUGCCGAGGAAGCAGCAUCAUGGCGGCGUCCGCUCGCAGCGUGCAGUGUGCACUGAGGAGAGCGAUGGUCCCGUCGUUGGUGGUGAUUUUAGGAGCUACCGGAACUGGAAAGUCCAAGCUGGCGAUCGAGAUCGGCAAGCGGCUCCGGGGAGAAAUAAUCAGCGCCGACUCCAUGCAGGUGUACCAUGGGCUUAACAUCAUAACUAAUAAGGUGACAGCUGAGGAGCGUGCCCAGUGCAGACAUCACAUGAUCAGCUUUAUAGACCCAUUAGUUAGCAGCUACACUGUGGUGGACUUCAGGAACAAAGCCCUGGCUCUAAUAGACGACAUGCACAGCAGGAGCAGACUGCCUAUCAUUGUUGGAGGAACAAACUAUUACAUAGAGUCUCUGUUAUGGAAGGUCCUGCUGGAUACAGGGCAGGAGAACGAGGAGUCAGGGGAUGGAGGAGAGGGCGCUCCCGACAGGAAGCUGGAGCUGGAGAAACUGGGAGGAGCUGAGUUACAUAAACGGCUGACAGAGGUUGACCCCAAGAUGGCCGCCAUGUUGCAUCCCAAUGACAGACGCAAGAUAGCCAGGAGUCUUCAAAUCCACGAGGAGACAGGCGUCCCGCACAGUCGCUGGCUGGAGGAGCAGAGAGGGCAGGAAGGGAGCGAUGGGCUGGGAGGGCCGCUGAGAUUCUCAGACCCUUGCAUCUUCUGGUUGCAUGCUGACAUGGAGGCGCUUGACAAGAGGCUGGAUGCUCGUGUGGAUGACAUGUUGUCUGCUGGACUGAUAGCAGAGCUCAGAGACUUCCAUGUCUGCUACAACCAGCAGAGAGUCCAGGGUGACAGUCAGGACUAUCAACAUGGGAUUUUUCAGUCCAUUGGUUUUAAGGAGUUCCAUGACUACCUGACUGUUCCUGAAAGCAGCAGCCAGCAGGAGAAAGACGCGCUACGAGACAAAGGUGUAGAAGCUUUGAAGAUCGCUACAAGACGCUACGCCCGCAAACAGAACAAAUGGGUCCGAAACCGCUUCCUUAAAAGACCGGGAGACAACGUACCCGUGGUGUAUGGCCUGGAUGUGACGGACGUGUCGCGGUGGGAGGAGACAGUCCUGAACCCUGCACUGCAGAUACUGGACAGCCUCAGUAAGGGUGAGGAGCCAGCUGUUGCACCAAUCAGAGUCCAGGGGGCGGAGCAGAGAAACAAACGGAGCCGCCAUUCAUGUGACCUGUGUGACAAAGUGAUCAUCGGUGAUUUGGAGUGGACAGCUCACCUGAAGUCAAAAAAGCAUCACUAUCAUGUAAGGAAGAAGAGGAAGUCUGAACCACCUUCUGACCAAUCCCAGGUUACCACUGCACUUCCUGACUCUGCUGCACAGAUCUCAGAGAGUCGCUCAAAAGUCUCUAAUGCCGCCGUCGCCCCCUCCCAGGAGUCGUCCAAGGACAUCAGGACAUCACAGCAGGAAGUACCUGUGACUUUGUAAGAGUUGUUCAGACUCUGAGCUACAUUCAUCUUCAUGUUGUUAUCAACUGGAUGUUUUCUUAUAGGGCUGCUUUUUUUGUAUUUGUCCUUUAUUCUGGUGUUCAGUCCUUUUUAUUGUAAAAAAUGGCUUCCCAUUGAAGUGAAUGAAGACCUGUUAAGCCCUGUAGAGGAAUUCAAUAAUGUUGAUCCUCGCUGAAUGCAAAGAACUCCAAUUCCAAGGGACUUUUCAAAGUAUUAGAAUAAUCUUUCAUUUAAUUUGUACUUGUUCAAGAGUAUGGAUCCUUGAACUUGUACAGCAGAGAUGAUGACGAUCAUGGCAAUUCAACAUCAUGGACUGACAAAGAAAAACGUCAACAUUUUUAUGGCGUGUGCAGCCAAGGACGGAUUUUACCUUCUAUAUUUUUUUCUAACUUUGCUGAUUGUGCCUUAAAUAGAUAUUUCAUACUGUUGCUUCCAACUACAUGUCUGACAUAUUGAGUGUUUUAAGUUGAAGUUUUUUUUCUUUGUCUGUAACCCGACCAUCAUGCACUUUAUGCAUCCCAUUGGUUCUAAAAAUGUUCAAUAAACCAAAAGGACUAAACGUUU
Labrus bergylta (ballan wrasse) is the source of this 2050-nucleotide messenger RNA. The record is from RefSeq and is a predicted model, not a curated record. NCBI's taxonomy places the organism in Eukaryota, Metazoa, Chordata, Actinopteri, Labriformes, Labridae.